AUGAUGUACAUGAGCAUACUAGGGCCGUAUCUUCAGUCACAGCCUUAUGAUUCACUUUCCCCAACGGACAAAAAAAUUCUUGGGCAAAUUCAACAUCUUUCUGCCGGCAAUUCAGUGUUCACCAAUCGUUCUAAUCGACCUCCUUUCAUUGUCAAACGAAAGUUCACAACUGGCGCUGAAGAUGAGUGCAACGAUAAAUGCGAAAUUGUUGUAAUGCGAGGAAUUUGCAGUGCUACUUCACUUUGCGAAGGGGUCGAUUUCGCUGAGGAAGACGCGUCCUGCGAGGGUUUCUCUGGUCGGCUCUGCUUCAAGUACGAAAGAAAGUGCAUCACUCCCUGUCUGGAGAAAACAGAUGAUUGA
Molecule: messenger RNA, 360 nt
Organism: Oikopleura dioica
Lineage: Eukaryota; Metazoa; Chordata; Appendicularia; Copelata; Oikopleuridae
Source: the annotation of a GenBank genome assembly